GUGGACAGCCAGUUACAACAUCAUAGCGCGUCUUCUCACGCUGUUACUUUUGUUAUUUUCUACCUACAGCUCUGCGUCAGCGCUAGAUAAAGUCGCUAGCUAGUUGCUAGGCGCAAGAUCUAAGACAGUGUGAUGUUAAAAUCAAAAAAGACCGUGGAUUCGGAGAGCUAGUUAGCUGUUAGCGGCGUGUGGAACUCCUGUGAUGCUAGCAGCUAAUGGAGCUAAUGUAGCAGUUAACAACAAAGUGUCUCCACUCAUGUUGUUACCAUGGUUACCUCUCUAGCCACAGAGCUGUUAGUGCUAAUUACUGUUGCUAGUUAACUACUUGAUGCAAUAUCUAACACACAAAAAGUGAGUAAUUGAAAAAAAACACUGAGUAACUGAUAACGCUACGUUGUGAACAACGAGUAAAUGAAGUUGGCGGUCAGCUGGGGAGUGCAGAGAGAGGAGUGGAGGGUCUGGCCUCGGGACCCCGGAGAGGAGGGAGUGAUUCGCCAGAGGAGGCUGGUGGUUCUGCUGCUGUUGUUGAGGGCAAAGGAAGGAGACGUACAUGGAUCUGAAGCAGAUGAUGAGAGUCCAGAGUAGAUUAGAGUCGAGUUGGCUCAGACUGAUCCGAUGCCUCCGGAGCAGAUGACGGACCAUGUGGCCACUGGUGAGCUGUGACAUCACUGUGACAUCGUGGACGGUGACAUCAAGGAGCCGGUUCUGAUUUUGUGGUUUUCACCUGAAGUUGUGCAACCUUUCUGCAAGAUCUGUUUGUCUCUCUCAAGAUAUUCGCUGUUUUUUUUUUUACCGGGGAAUACAGUCAGAGACGAUGGAGACUCUUUCCCAAGAUUCGAUCCUGGAGUGCCAGAUCUGCUUUAACUACUACAGCCCCCGACGGCGGCCCAAACUCCUGGACUGCCGUCACACGUGCUGCUCGGUGUGUUUGACCCAGAUGCGCAGCAGCCAGAAGGAGAUCCGUUGUCCCUGGUGCCGUGGCGUCACCAAGCUCCCGCCAGGACUGUCCGUCUCCCAGCUCCCGGAUGACCCGGACAUCAUCACCGUCAUCGCCAUCCCUCACGCCUCUGAGCACACGCCAGUUUUCAUCCGCCUCCCCAGCAACGGCUGCUACAUGCUGCCACUGCCAGUCGCCAAGGAGCGGGCGCUCGGCCUGCCGGGGGAGCUGGGAUGUCGCUUCCUGCCCGGCGGGCAGCAGAAGGGGGUGACGGUGGUGACCGUGCCCGAGCAGCAGCCUCUGGGGCUGGGUAUGGCUCUGGAGGGUGUGGGGAUGGGGCUGGAAGGAGGCGAGGGGGAAAGGAGAGUCACCGGGCCGGUGGGCGGAGGGGGGAAGGGCUCCACGUGGUCCGGCGUGUGCACGGUGAUCCUGGUGGCGUGCGUGCUGCUCUUCCUCCUGGGCAUCGUGCUGCACAACAUGUCCUGCAUCUCCAAACGCUUCACUGUCAUCUCCUGCGGCUGAGGGCGAGGGGAGGCUGCUCGGACUGCCGCGGACCCCCCCUGGAUUCCCCCACUGGCCCUGCCUCUCCUCAGGGCGGGACUCUGCCGAGGAGAGGGGACUAAACUCACAUCAUGGGCAUCUAAGGAAACUGCAGAGCAACGUAGGGAGAACAGAAGAAGAAGAGGGCAGGGAGGAGAUCCACAAACGGCCGUUGUGGCCAUUUUGUUUUAUUGAAAUGACUGAAAUUAAAAUGGAAAUACAGAAACAAACCUUUCGUCUCAUCCAGCAGGUCCUGAAUAUCCCACUCUCCCCUUUCCCCGUCCUCCAUCUCCUCUGAAAGAACGCUUUGGGAAUUACUCCAGAAAUGUCUUUGGAUCGCUGAUAUGUUUUUGGCUGCGAGCCGAUUUGACACUCGCACUGUCUGUGGUUUGUAGAAGUACAUCAGUUAUCAUAGUGUUGUUUAGCUGAGUGUAGGUUCUGAGUGCGGCCGGCGCCUCCAGCUGGUGCUGCGGUACAAAGAGUUCAGACUUAGCUGCUCUUCGUUCUCUGGUGCUGCAGGAAUUAACUGUGCAGGAUCCCACUUCUGGCCCCGCGUCUGAAUCAUCUGGGAAACUUUAAAAAUCAACACAGCUUUCAUUUUUCUUUUUUUCUUUUCUUUACACAACCUGCUCCUGUUCAGAACAAACUGUUGAGAUGGGCUCUGUGUGGUUUGUAAAGGGACUGUUGUCAGAAAAAGAGAUAAAAAAAUGGAUUGUAUUGUUCAUUCGUGCCAGCAUAUUACAGGCCUACACUAGUAGUGAGUUGCUGUAUUAGGACUUACAAGCUGGAGAGUCCUGAGAGAUUGUUUGGCAAAAAAAAGGAUUAACAUUUGUUGUUUUUAGGUUCUCAAAUAUUAGAAUUUUCUCCUGUUUUCUGUUUUAUAUCAUUCUAAUUUCGAGAUCGUUCGGUUUGGGGCUGCUGGUUGGACAACACAACUAAUUUGAAGAUAACAAUUUGACUCUCAGAAUUGGCAAAUAUCACCUUUUCCUGACGGUUUCUUUAUAAAUGUUCCAAAGACUUUGUGCAGACUUACAGUGCGAUGCUAGCUGUCUGAAAAAUAUGAAAUUAAAAGUCUCAAAUACUG
Messenger RNA from Acanthopagrus latus (yellowfin seabream), 2561 nucleotides. RefSeq names its product ring finger protein 152 (gene rnf152). The record is from RefSeq and is a predicted model, not a curated record. The transcript is spliced from 4 exons. Gene Ontology annotation, biological process: negative regulation of TORC1 signaling; protein polyubiquitination; positive regulation of autophagy. Gene Ontology annotation, cellular component: lysosome. NCBI's taxonomy places the organism in Eukaryota, Metazoa, Chordata, Actinopteri, Spariformes, Sparidae. Gene Ontology annotation, molecular function: ubiquitin protein ligase activity. The coding region runs from base 815 to 1459 and encodes 214 amino acids.